GUACAAAACCACUCCUAAUUAAAUCCCUUCACUUAAAAAAAUUAUUAAACCAAAUAUGGCCUUCAAAAAAAUUUCCUUCCUUACACUCUUCUUUUCUCUCUCACUUUUCAUCUUAACAUCAUUACCAUUAUCAUCUCUAGCUGAUAAUCCUAAGAUCCCACCACAAAAAAUAUGCGACUCCACCGUAGACCCUACCUUUUGCAAAACACUACUUGCUAAUCAAAACGGCACCGUAAUUGACUAUGGUCGAUUUUCUAUCCGAAAAUCCUUAUCUCAAUCAAGAAAUUUAUUAAACUUAGUAAAUUCACAUCUUCAAAAUAAAUCAUCUUUGUCACAAUCCACAAUUUCAGCUCUUCAAGAUUGUCAAUUUCUAGCUCAACAAAAUUUUGAAUAUUUAUCAAACACUCAUCAAACUACUAAUAGUACUAGCAAUGUUCUUUCCAUUUCUCAAAGUGAAGAAUUUCAAACAAUUCUUAGUGCUGUUUUAACUAAUCAACAAACAUGUUUAGAUGGUUUAAGCAGCACAAAUUCUGAUCAAACGGCGAUUAAUGAUUUAACGUCGACACUUUCAAAUGAUGCAAAGAUUCAUAGUGUGUCACUUGCUCUAUUUUUAAAAGGUUGGGUUCGUGACAACAAAAAACAAACAUCAUGGCCACAAAAUGGAAGACAUUUGAAUUUUCGUAACGGUCAAUUACCGUUGAAAAUGUCAAAUGGAGUACAUGCAAUUUAUGAUUCAGCUAGAAAUCGACAUGGGAGAAAAUUACUUCAAACAGUUGAUGAAAGUGUUACGGUAAGUGAAAUUGUGGUUGUUAAUCAAGAUGGAAGUGGAAAUUUUACAACUAUUAAUGAUGCUAUAAACGUUGCACCAAAUAACACGGUUGCUAGUAGUGGCUACUUUCUUAUUUUUGUUACGGAGGGUGUGUAUCAAGAGUAUGUAUCGAUACCAAAAAAUAAAAAGUAUUUGAUGAUGGUCGGAGAUGGUAUUAAUCGAACAAUUAUCACCGGUGAUCACAAUGUUGUUGAUAACUUUACAACAUUCAACUCAGCAACAUUUGCUGUGGUGUCACAAGGUUUCUUAGCAGUCAACAUGACAUUCCGCAACACGGCCGGACCAGUCAAACACCAAGCCGUUGCAGUAAGAAACGGAGCUGAUCUAUCCACAUUCUACAGCUGCAGUUUCGAAGGUUAUCAAGACACAUUAUACACACAUUCAAUGAGACAAUUUUAUCGCGAAUGUGACAUCUAUGGCACAGUUGACUUCAUAUUUGGUAACGCUGCAGUUGUUUUCCAAAAUUGCAACUUAUAUCCCCGUCUUCCUAGUACCGGACAAUUCAACGCUAUAACCGCUCAAGGACGAACUGAUCCAAAUCAAAACACAGGAACUUCUAUACAUAAUACAACUAUAAAAGCCGCUGAUGAUUUAGCUCCGAUGAUCGGUACAGUUAAAACAUACCUUGGUAGGCCAUGGAAAGAGUACUCAAGGACAGUUUAUUUGCAAUGUUUUAUGGACAGUUUGAUAAAUCCUUCUGGUUGGCGUGAAUGGAGUGGAGAUUUUGCAUUAAGCACAUUGUAUUAUGCAGAGUAUAAUAAUACAGGACCUGGUUCGAAUACGAGUUCGCGAGUGAGUUGGAUCGGUUAUCAUGUUAUUAAUGCUACUGAUGCUGCUAAUUUUACUGUGUCUAACUUUUUGGAUGGGGAUAGUUGGUUGCCUCAAACUGGUGUUCCAUACUCAAGUGGAUUGAUAUAAUUAAGCAGAGUUACAAGCUAGGAUAUAACAUCAGAGCUAAGCUAAGAUUAUUAGUAGUUCUUUGAAUUUUAUUAUGUGUACUCUGUUGUAUAAUACUAGUAUAAAUGAUUAAAUAAUGUAUUGUUUCUCUGUUAAUCACUUAUAACUUUUCCAUUAAUAUUUUUUGUGUAUGUGUAUGAAAUUUCAUUUACAGAUCAAAUGUCUUGUUUUCUCAAAUUUGUAUCAUAGGUGCAUAAAAAUAAUACUAAAUGCUUCAUAGGUGUGAACU
Messenger RNA from Trifolium pratense (red clover), 2015 nucleotides. RefSeq names its product probable pectinesterase/pectinesterase inhibitor 41. Gene Ontology annotation, biological process: cell wall modification. Bases 56 to 1747 code for a protein of 563 amino acids. The transcript has 2 exons. Gene Ontology annotation, molecular function: pectinesterase inhibitor activity; pectinesterase activity. The record is from RefSeq and is a predicted model, not a curated record. NCBI's taxonomy places the organism in Eukaryota, Viridiplantae, Streptophyta, Magnoliopsida, Fabales, Fabaceae.